AUCCCGCCUCUUACCAUUUUUUUCAUUUGGGAUACCUGGAAAUUUGUGAGACCUGAGAAACCAAUUCUUGUCCUUCCUCUCCUUCAACAUUUCUAAGACCCGAGACCCAUUUCCUCUCCUUCAACAUUUCUGAGACCCAUUUCCUUUCCCCAUUUCUUCGGCUUGGUACUACAUCCGAACUCCUCACUCUCUCUCUCUCGUCUAUCUCUAUCUCUCUGUCAACCUUCAAUUUCUAGUCGUUGGGAUCCUGGAGCGAGAAAAAGAGAAAUAAAAGGGGAAAAUCACUUUCGUUUCCUUUUUUUUUUAUGGUUUUUCUUUUCUUUCAUGAUCUGGUUCUGAAUUUUGAUGGUUUCUCUGAUUCCUCUUCUGCUUCGCCGCAAGAGCUACUCCGAUUGUCCCUCAGGCAUGGACUAAGGCUCGACGACUAUGGGACGUAGGCAGGGACUAAAGGUUGAUGAUGAUGGGAUCCAGACGGUGCUUUGGUGGUGAGGGCUAGAUCGGUGCAAGUGGUGGUCGACUGUGUCCUGUGCAAGGUCGGGGACAGACGGGGACUGAAGGGUGACGAAUAGAUUUUUUGGUACACGAGAUGAUUUGUUGCUCAGAUUAUUAUAUGCCCUUAACCUAAUUUUACUGCAGUCUUUGUAGACUCCAAGCUUCGGCACUUCGCAAUCGUCUCGUCGUUUUUGCUGUGUUAAAAUGGCUCUCACUCAACGGGAAUAAGAAUUUUACUCUGAAAAAGUCAGAGGAGGCUUUCACUGCUGCUAAGGGUCAUAUUAACUCUCAAAUGUGAACUGUGUUUCAGACUCUCUAAUUAUUUACUCAUGUUAACUCUCCACCACCUCCAACACGUGGAGGUCCACCCCCACCACCAUUGCGUGGGGGCCCAACUCCACCACCGCUUCCUGCAAUGCCUGGAGUUCCACCACCACCAAUUGACCUGAGGAGGGCAAACAACACUGAAAUUAUGCUCACAAAAGUUAAGAUGCCGCUUCCUGAUAUGAUGGCUGCAGUGCUAGCGAUGGAAGAAUCAGUAUUAGAUGUUGAUCAGGUGGAAAAUCUAAUAAAAUUUUUUCCUACUAAAGAAGAGAUGCAACUUCUCAAGGGCUACACAGGUGAGAAGGAGAGCCUGGGAAAGUGUGAACAGUAUUUUAUGGAGUUGAUGAAAGUUCCUAGAGUGGAAUCAAAAUUGCAAGUGUUCUCUUUCAAGAUUCAGUUCAACUGUCAGAUUUCAGAAUUUAAAAAGAGUUUGAACACUGUGAACUCUGCAUGUGAAGAGGCAAUUCAUGCUCUUAAAGACGAAAUUAGGGAAAUAAAUCAGCGUCUUAUUGACACUGUUAUUGAUAUUAGUAAGGAAUCAAGUGUUGUAGCAGCUGCUACUGAAGGAGGUGAAGGGACCAUUGUCAAGUGGAUUGAGCUUGGAAGUGGAUUUAUUUUCCUUAAGUUUUGUGUGGUGAUAUCCUCCCACUUUUACUGUCUGUUUAGAAUAGUCUUUUUACUUUAUUUUCAUGUCAAAUGCACUUGGAUUCUUAGAACAUAUGCAGCGCUAGAACCACUGCAGUUGCAAGGUUUAAGUGGGUCCAUAAAUAAUAUUUAUAUGAAGAUUGCCUACCAACGUCGCCUCUGCUAGGCAACCUUGCCAACCCUUUAUUUAUUUUUUUUAAAAGCUAAUAUUUUAAAAUAAAUUGUCAACUUUUGGCAACCAAUUGUGUUGCUACCAUUGGAGAUGCCCUUAGUUACAGUUCUCCUCUAUGUUUUAUCAAACUGCUUCUAAUUUGCACUUUUCAUUCCUUAUCCAUAAAUCAUAAAGAUGUCUAGAAGUUAUUUCAUGAAGUUCAUGAUAAUGCACUUGGAUUCUCUCUGAUUUUUUUUUUUUAAAGAAAUCUUCAAUGUCAGUGAUAUGUGCAAUUAGAGUUGUUUUGUUUAAACAUGAUAUUAGACUUGUUUUACUGUUCUUGCAUGUCUUACUGUUCAUUCUAUCCAAUAGGGUAGCUGGAUGCCUAAUUUCUGAACCAAUAGAGAAGGUAUUCAAAGUCAUCUCAAAUUCAGCAGACAAAGUUGCUAUUAACACAAAAGAACAAAGAACCAAACUAACCAUCCUCCAAUUUGGGGAUAUUACUUUUCAGAGGGAGACAAUGAAAAGAUCUCAUUCUGCUAGUAAUACUAACCUAUUGGAUGGAGACCUUGGUAGCGCAGUUGUUUGCGAGGAGGUAGCAGUGCCGGCUGUCUGUGGCAUUAGAGCAAUUUUGGUGUCUCCUGUCAACAGAAGAAAAUGAAUAGCCACUCAGUUGUUGGAUGAAGUGAGCUAUCACCCAAUACCAGUUGUGUUCUCUGAGGCAAAGGGAUCAUGUAUAUGGGAUCCUGAAGGCAAAUGGUAUCUAGACUUUCUCUCUACUUUUUCUGCAGUUAAUCAGUGCUGCUGCCUCUUCAAUGUCUGCACUAAAGCAGCCAACCGUUCGAGUUCAGGCUAUCAUUACUAAAGGUGUACCGAGUCAGAUGCUAAGCAAUUGAUUGUGGCUAUCAUUGCAUUAUUUUCUUAUGAUCGAGUUGUGGCUAUCAUUGCAUUAUUUUCUUCUGAAAAUUUGAGAAACUUCAUGUUGCAGAAACUAUUAGUACUAAAGAAUUAUGUCAACAUGUAAUAAUAAGAAUCACUAUAACAUAUCUGUUAUGUAUGUCUCACAAUGUGGUUAUCUAGGCUAUCAAAAAGUGGUUAAAACAGCUAGUGACCAUAACUGUUUUAACAAAAUUCCUCAA
This is a messenger RNA of Humulus lupulus (European hop), 2751 nucleotides long. RefSeq names its product formin-like protein 21b. Lineage: Eukaryota; Viridiplantae; Streptophyta; Magnoliopsida; Rosales; Cannabaceae. The record is from RefSeq and is a predicted model, not a curated record. Bases 908 to 1627 code for a protein of 239 amino acids. The transcript has 12 exons.